AUGGUUGGAAAGCUUCGAAUUAACGUUUCAUCUUUAGAACUUCAAGAGAGACAUAGAUCAGGGUUAGGAAAAAUUGAAGCAAGUUUGGCUAGAGCCAGGCUAGCCAUUAAAGAAGCUGGAAGAGUCCAGAAUCUGACAUCAACCUAUGACGACCCUGAAUAUGUUCCUCGGGGCCCAAUAUAUAGGAAUGCAAAUGCUUUUCAUAGGAGUUAUUUGGAGAUGGAAAGGGUUUUCAAGAUAUACGUAUAUGAAGAAGGAGAGGCGCCGUUGGUUCAUUAUGGGCCAUGCAAGAGUAUAUAUUCGACGGAGGGAAGCUUCAUUCAUGAGAUUGAAAUGGGAAAUAUGUAUAGAACCAGAGAUUCCGGUGAGGCUCACGUGUAUUUCCUUCCGUUUAGUGUGGUGGAGAUGGUGAAGUACCUCUUUGUGCUCAACUCCCAUGAUAUGAGUCCCAUCGGAGAUGCUAUCGCCGACUACGUCCACGUCAUCGCCAAUGCACAUCCCUUUUGGAAUCGAAGCCUUGGUGCCGAUCAUGUCAUGCUCUCCUGCCAUGAUUGGGGGCCUUAUACAUCUUCAUUUGCUCCCAACUUAUACAACAACUCCAUAAGAGUAUUGUGUAAUGCAAAUACAUCCGAAGGAUUCAUCCCAUCCAAAGACGUUUCAUAUCCAGAAAUCCAUCUCAUAACGGGGGAACUACUCAAGGGACUUCUCGGCGGACCCUCGGCCUCCCGCCGACACAUUCUAGCCUUCUUCGCCGGCGGCCUGCACGGCCAAAUCAGACAUGUUCUUAUGGAGCACUGGAAAGACAAAGACAAAGAUGUGCAGGUCUAUGAACAUGUUCCAAAGGGAGUAGACUACAACUCAAUGCUGAAGAAGAGCAAGUUCUGCCUAUGCCCUAGCGGGUAUGAAGUGGCAAGCCCUAGAGUUGUGGAAGCAAUCUACGCCGAGUGUGUGCCGGUGCUGAUUUCCGACAGCUAUGUUCCUCCGUUCAGCGAUGUUCUCGACUGGGAUUCAUUUUCCGUCCAAGUGAAAGUGGAUGAUAUUCCGAACAUCAAGAAGAUACUCAUGGGAAUCUCUCCAAAUCAAUACAAGAGGCUGCAAAGGAGGGUGAAGCAGGUGCAGAGGCAUUUUGUGGUGAAUGGGCCUCCAAAAAGAUUUGAUAUCUUUCACAUGACUGUUCACUCUAUUUGGCUUAGGAGGUUGAACAUCCGCUUGUAA
Corylus avellana is the source of this 1215-nucleotide messenger RNA. NCBI's taxonomy places the organism in Eukaryota, Viridiplantae, Streptophyta, Magnoliopsida, Fagales, Betulaceae. The record is from RefSeq and is a predicted model, not a curated record.